This is a messenger RNA of Gasterosteus aculeatus aculeatus (three-spined stickleback), 3038 nucleotides long. RefSeq lists its product as uncharacterized. NCBI's taxonomy places the organism in Eukaryota, Metazoa, Chordata, Actinopteri, Perciformes, Gasterosteidae. The record is from RefSeq and is a predicted model, not a curated record. Gene Ontology annotation, cellular component: plasma membrane.
CUUCCUUCUCCAUAUCUGGGAGUUCACCGUGAAGGUCAGGCGGAGUCUUGCUCUUGGACUGAGACCGCUAAUUUCAGAUUUUGUACUCACCGGACACUUUCAUCCUCGUUCAGCAAUGAUCGCAAAGAGGCAGUUUGAAUGGCGAAAGCUAUUUCUGAUCGUCACAGUACUUCCCUGCUGCAGGAGUUUGCAGGUUUCGAUUCCAAAGAAAGAAUACGAGGUUGCAAGGGGAGGUGAUAUUACUUUGACCUGUUCCUUCAUCCCGGCCAGACCCGUCACCAAAUCUUUCGUCCUCACAUGGGAAGGUUUCCCCAAGAAAGAAGGCGACCCCAUGCUCACCGUGGCAACCUACUUUAUCAACAACCCAGUUGACAUUGCACCUAAUUAUGAAGGCCGAGCCACUGUGGAGGUGAACAUCAACACACAACAGAGCACACUGCACCUGACAAACGUGAACGCACUGGACAGCCGCAUCUACCAAUGCAGCGUCAUGAUCCUAAACGAUGGCGAGGGAACAACAUCUGCCACCACGUCCCUUAUGGUCCUGGUGCCUCCUUCUAAGCCGAUCUGCAAGAUUGAGGGAGAAGCAGUGUUCUUUCAGGACAUUACUCUCACUUGCAGGUCUGAGGAGGGAUCACCUACGCCCCUGUAUAAAUGGAACAGCUACAGUGUCCAAAGCAUUCCCAGAGCAUUUCCACCAAAAGCAACUGAAAAGGAUGGAGCUCUAUCCCUCUUCAAUAUUUCAACUGACACAUCUGGGUUCUACACUUGCACGUCGACAAAUCGGAUCGGUUCCAGCAGCUGCAACUUAACUUUAGCUGUGACGCCCGGCAGUAUGAAUGUUGGGUCCACUGCAGCUAUAGUUGGGGGAGUCCUCGCAGGUGUGGUGAUACUGGGGAUUGUAAUCUACUGUUGCUGCUGCAAGAAAAAGGGCAAAGAGGAACAAUAUGCUGAAGGUGACCCUGGUGAAACUGCUUAUUAUGACAGAGAUGGUUCUGAAGCUGGAGAGCCAUACCGGGAUGACAAGUCAAACAGCAUGACGAAGCAGGCCAACCAGCAUGAGGACAAAGACAUCGUUCCUCAAAACAACUACGUCGUUAAUAGAGUGGUACACAAGUCGGAGGACGAUGAACACAGUGAUGUUGACUCUCGACGUAACCAAGACGACCAGCGUGAUCACCACCGUGGAAGUCGUGAUAACCUUGAUGAUGAACGUUACGGUGGCAGUCGUGAUAGACUUGAUGAUAAACGUAACCAUGGCAGCGGAAGCCGCGAUCGCCUUGACGAACAACGCAAUCGGUACGGAGGGAGUAGGGAUCGCCUCGAGGAUCAACACGAAUCUUACCGAGGCAGUCGGGAUCGCCUCGACGAUCAACACGAAUCUUACCGAGGCAGUCGGGAUCGCCUCGACGAUCAACGCGAUGCUUACCGAGGCAGUCGGGAUCGCCUCGACGAUCAACGCGAUGCUUACCGAGGCAGUCGGGAUCGACUUGACGAUCAACGCAAUCGUUACGGAGGGAGUAGGGAUCGCCUCGACGAUCAACACGAAUCUUACCGAGGCAGUCGGGAUCGACUCGACAAUCAACGCGAUGCUUACUAAGGCAGUCGGGAUCGACUCAACGAUCAACGCGAUGCUUACCAAGGCGGUCGGGAUCGACUCGACGAGAGGUGCGACCGGUCUGGCGGAAGCCGCGAUCGUCUCAAUUACAUCGAUGAUUAAAACAAAAGCCGGUAUGAAUGACCUUGUGUUACUGAAUGUCUACACACCUUGAAAACACAUUUUUUUUAAUGCACAAAAAAUAUUUUACUGAAACACGACGCGAUCAUACUGGGUGUUAGGGAAGGUCACAGACGACAUAGUAGAAUCUGUGGCGUUGUUCAAAAUGUUAAGCGGGCUACGUCAUUAGCUGCCAACAAUGAAGAUGCAAAUGUCCCUUGCUAAGAAGCCAGCGCGAGCAGUAGCCCUGUGAGCACACUUGCUGUACCUAAUGGUAAGAAAACGUGUUGCAUUGUGCCGCGCCAUCUCACAGAGACAAAGCUAAAUUUAUUUACACAUUCUCGCAAAUGUUAUGAAUUGGCUUCUAAAAAAAAAUCCCCAGGGAAACAGUCUAAAUUAAAAGUGUCUCUAAUAUAAGCCGCCCCAAUACAAAAGUAGCAUUUUCUUUUCUACUCCUCGUUUGAGAAUAUUCAGUUGGGUGACGCUAAGCCUUGUGACAUUGGGACAACUGUCUUCUAGUUGUCGAUGUUUUGUGGCUGAGCUAACUGGACCACCAGUCCCGUUGAUUCAGCAGAAUUCUUUUCUUUAAAAAAAAGUUUUACAGUAAUUAAUCCAGGUUUGACCGGGUGUUUAGAAGGAGGUCAGCCAACUAAAUGCGAUUCAAACAAAUCAACCUGGUACCUUCUGACCCUGUGACACCUGUUGCAUUGGACUAACAUUUGAUUAUACCUGACCUGUUUGUUUUACCUGUGUGAAUAGACUGGUAACUUCUUUUGGUGAGUGUUAGUGUGGUUGCUAUAGUUACCAGGAGUUCCCAAAUUGAAAUGUAAUGGUGUUUAAGAUGAUGAUGAUUAAUAGUUUAGAUACCUGUAAGAAAAUUUACUAUUUAGGGUUUUGACAUGGAUACCCAAGGUCUUUAGAUAAAAUGUUUACUAAUAGUGUCGUCACACGCUUUGUGUGCUUUGUAUUUUUGUUAAAGUGAGUCAAUGAAUGUAAAUUGGUCAUUGAACAUCAAUCAUUAACAUAAAUAUAUUGUGAUUGUUCUUUUUGUUCUUAUUGUGAUUGUUCUUUUUUUAAUCAGACUAAAGUGCAUCAGCUGUGCUGUAAAGUUAGAUUUACACCUUUUUUUAAACGGUUCAAUAUGUGUGGAAAACGUGCCGGUUAAUGACUUUUUUAUUGUGUGAUUUUUAUGUGGAACUUUUCCUUGUUUCAUUUUUUUUGUCCGAUAGAUGAUUCCCCAUAAUGUAAAAUUCCUUCUUGUUUUAUAUGAUGAAAAACUAAUUCAAUAAACAAAUAAAUAAAUAAACGGUGGUCAAACGUU